Melanotaenia boesemani (Boeseman's rainbowfish) is the source of this 1810-nucleotide messenger RNA. RefSeq names its product phosphatidylinositol transfer protein alpha isoform-like. Gene Ontology annotation, cellular component: cytoplasm. The coding region runs from base 143 to 952 and encodes 269 amino acids. Lineage: Eukaryota; Metazoa; Chordata; Actinopteri; Atheriniformes; Melanotaeniidae. Gene Ontology annotation, biological process: phospholipid transport. The transcript has 12 exons. The record is from RefSeq and is a predicted model, not a curated record. Gene Ontology annotation, molecular function: phosphatidylcholine intramembrane carrier activity; phosphatidylinositol transfer activity; phosphatidylcholine binding.
UCGCGACGCCGCGCCCAUAUGUCCACACACGGCAUCUUCCAGGAAGAAAAAGCAGCGUCAAAGCGGUGAAUUAACCACUUCCAUUCAGCCUUUCCCCCUACUCAACCUUCUCUCUUACUUGUGUUUUGGACCGACGGCCAACAUGCUUAUUAAAGAAUUCCGGAUCGUCCUUCCCAUCUCUGUGGAGGAGUAUCAGGUGGGUCAGCUGUUCUCAGUAGCAGAAGCCAGUAAGAGUGAGACGGGUGGAGGCGAUGGUGUGGAGGUGCUCGCCAAUGAGCCGUAUGAGCAGGAUGGAGAGAAGGGGCAGUAUACCCACAAGGUGUACCACCUACAGAGCAAAGUGCCAAAUUUUGUCCGUUUGAUCGCUCCAAAAGGUUCCCUAGAGGUGCACGAGAAGGCCUGGAACGCAUAUCCUUACUGUCGAACCAUCCUUACAAAUGUCUACAUGAAAGAGAAAUUCAUGAUUAAGAUCGAGACAUGGCACAAGCCCGACAUGGGGGAGCAGGACAAUGUGCACGGACUUGACAAAAGCACAUGGGAUGGAGUUGAGGUUAUUGACAUUGACAUUGCUGACAGAAGCAGCAUCAGUCCAAAGGACUACAAACCAGAGCAGGAUCCAGCUAUCUUUAAGUCGGAGAAGACGGGUAGAGGCCCUUUGGGACCUGACUGGAAGAAAGCACUGGCCAACAACCCCAACUGUCCCCACAUGUGUGCGUACAAACUUGUUACUGUUGAAUUCAAGUGGAUGGGACUACAGAACAAGAUGGAAAGCUUUAUUCAAAGGGUGGAGAAGCGUUUGUUUACCCACUUCCACAGACAGCUGUUCUGCUGGAUUGACAAAUGGAUUGAUCUGUCGAUGGAUGACAUCCGGCGUAUGGAGGAGGAGACAAAGAAGGAACUGGAUGAGAUGAGGAAGACUGAUGAAGUUAAAGGCAUGUCAGCUGAUGAGUGAUGGGAAGUGACUUGACCUCUUUGAUACCAUAAAGCUCGGACUUCACUCAUCAAGCCGACGGGAACUACAGCAGCUUCAAGGGCAGAAUCAGGAACAUCACUCAUACAUCCUAAUAAAGAAUUUGCUCUUAAUAAGAGUUCAGUAUUGUAAAACAAUUGUGCAUUUUUAUGUACUACAUUAGAAUAGAACUACAGCUGCUUUUAGUGUUUUUUAAUGGGGGAGGCUUGUGAGUUGAAGGUUGUUUUUGAGGAUAAAAUAUUCUUGUUUUGCCUGUCCAUUCAUCCUAAAACAUUUGGGGAAAGGUGUGGGCUAUCUGUAGAUCUCCAGUGACUGUAAUCUUUUUGUGCUUACUUUAUGGUUUGGUUCCUCUUCUUGAUUUUGUGUUUUCAGUUCUCAGUGAUUUAUGGUUUACUUAUUACAUCAAGACAAAUGUCUAUCAGUCCAACGUCUACAUCUAUUAAAACCCCAGUUACAAGAAAUUUGAUUUUAUUUUUUGCUUUUUGAUAAGUUAAAUUAAGUGCUUCUGUAAAAAAUUGUGAUGUUUUCUGUUCUGUGUAAAGUGCACUGAUUGCAAGUGGAAAUUUCUCCAACGGUCUGCACUUAUUUUUCUCAAGCAAUUAAUUAAUCAUAACAUGUUGGGAUGAGGCAAUAAAAGCAUCUUAUGACAAAGUCAAGGACACUAAAGAGACAUCCUGGUCAGGUUAUGUGCAUUUGGUCAAGAAUACGAUUUUUUUUUUCUCCCAUUUUUUUGUUAAUCGUACAUUUUGUUUGAAGCUUUGUUUCCUAUUUGAAAUUAACCAGAACAUUUUACAUAUUUGGUCAUUGUGUCCUGCAUUAAAUGUAAUAAUCAGUUUUUAA